Molecule: messenger RNA, 1995 nt
Organism: Chironomus riparius
Lineage: Eukaryota; Metazoa; Arthropoda; Insecta; Diptera; Chironomidae
Source: the annotation of a GenBank genome assembly
ACAAGCAGAUGGAACUUAGCGAUUGGUUGUAGAAAUAAAUAAAUUAUAAUUUAAAAAUGGUUCUUGGGUUGAUUUUGAUUCGCUUUGAUUUCUUCUGUCGACAGAUUAAAAGAAAAAGAAGUCUGUUUUACAAAUGUGUCACGUGGAGCAUUAUAGCAUUCAUAAUGUUAAUCGUCGGCAUUUACAAGUUCAUCGCAACAUCAAAUGAUCCUAUGGCAAUCGAUAAAACAUACAUUUAUAUUGAGCCAUUCAGCUCUUACUUUCGACGUAAAAAUCAUACGCAAAUUCUACAUGAUUGGAAUGAUUAUGAGCUCAUCAGGAGGGAUGAGAAACGAAUUGGGUAUGGUGAACAUGGAACUGACACUUAUGUGGAUGGACAAGAUCCAAAAUUAGAAGAAAUGUUGGUCCGAGAAAAUGGACAUAAUGUGCUAGUGAGUGAUAUGAUUGCACUUGACCGUUCAAUACCUGAUUUUCGUAAUGAUGCAUGUCAGAAAAAGAAGAAUUUGAAAGACUUACCAAAAGUUUCAAUUAUCAUUCCAUUUUAUGAUGAACAUAUUUCAACAUUAUUAAGAACCCUUCACAGCAUCAUUAAUCGUACACCUCGUGAACUUUUAAAGGAAAUCAUCUUAGUUAAUGACCUUUCACGAAAGCAUUAUGAAAAGCUUGAAAAUCAUAUAGCUGUUAAAGGAUGGGCAGGUUUAGUAAAAAUGAUUGAAAUGGAAGAACAUUCGGGUGUAAUAUGGAGUCGUUUAGCUGGUGCUCGACUUGCAAGUGCUGAUGUUUUAUUAUUUAUGGAUUGUCACGUUGAGGUUGGAUAUAAUUAUUUACCACCGCUGCUCGAACCAAUCGCAAAAAAUUAUCGAAUGGUCACAAUUCCUACCCUCGACAUUAUCGAUAAAAAUAAUUAUGAGAUUUUGCCUCUAGAUCCAGCACGUACAGUUUUUGAUUGGCAUUUUCAUGCUCAAAGAAUUCCAUUGAAUGCCAGGGAUACUGAAAUGAAACCUGAUGAGCCAUACUUUACACCAGUCAUUUAUGGAUCAACUUAUGCAAUUAGUCAAAAGUUCUUUUGGGAACUUAAACCUGACUUUGAAUUAAUAACACAAGGAGCUGACUUUAUUGAAAUGAGUUUUAAAAUUAAUCUAUGUGGCGGCAUGACACUCGAACAUCCCUGCUCACGUAUAGCACAUCUUUAUCGUAGAUUUCCUCACGAAAAACACUUCAAUGAAAUUGACUUUAAGGCGUCAAAUAAUAAACGUGUAGCUGAAAUUUGGCUUGAAGAAUAUAAAGAAGCUCUUUAUUCAAGACAUCCGGAACGUUAUAAUAGAAUUCGUGUAGAUGAGGAGGACAUAAUCGAACAAUUGAGAUUGAAAAAAUCUCUAAACUGUUUGCCAAUUUCCUACUUCUUUGAACGUCUGGCACCGGAUAUGCUUGAGAGAUAUCCAAUACAUGAGUAUCAACAUUUUGCUUCAGGCGGUAUUCGUCUGUUUGAGAAAAAUGACACAUGCCUAGAGAUAUCUGGUGACUCCGAUUAUGGUGAAUCAUCUAGACUUGAAAUACAAAAAUGUGAUCCAAAUAUAGUUCAUCCACACGAAUAUCAAUAUUUCAUUCUACGACAUUUUCGCGAUAUACAAAUACGUGGUCGUUCAGACUGCAUACAAAAUGCACGACGUGGAAAUGGAUUCACGUAUGCACAUUGUCAUUAUAAGCAGGGAAAUCAAUACUUCCGAUACGAUAUCGAAACAAUGCAGAUUUUUUGGGGCCCAAAGCGUAACAAUUUAUGCCUUGAUGCGGAUUUUGAGACUAAACAGGUUAUAGCUAGUAAAUGUGAUAAACAUAAUAAGCAUCAGAAAUUCGUGUUUGGUAAGGUUAACUUGGCAAUGCUGAAAAGUUGGCUUGAAUAUGGUGCAAAUAUUUUGGACGAUAAGGAAGUCAAGGAUUUAAAGGAAUAGAUUUUUUUUAUAAAAACUAAAAUAUUUUUGCAAAAUAAAACGUGAG